AUGUCCAGGACGACUCCUCGAACUUCGGGCGCGCCCCCCAUCCCGCAGCUGCCGCCGCCGCCUUAUCAGAUGGGCCUGCUGCCCGACUACGUGCGCCACGCCACGCCCAUCGCGCUGCGCAUCCGCGAACAUAGCAUGCCCUUUGCCUCGGACGACUUCACGGUCAAAGACGCCGUGACACGCCAGCGCAUCUUUGAAGUGCGCGGCAAGGUCUUGUCGCUGAGCCAGCGCAAGACGCUCCACGACCAUACGGGCAAGCCGCUCUUCGAGUUCUGCAGCACGGGUGGAGCCUUCAGCAAGUCGUACGCCGGCUACCAGUGUGGCAACAAGCGCGUCAAUCUCUUCACCGUCGAAAAGAUCGGCUUGCUCAAUCCCAAGCUCGAGAUCACCUUCGUCAAUCACGUCGCCGGCGGUCGCAGAGAGAAGCUCGUCCUCCGCGGCAGGUGGCUCAGCCGUGACGCCGAGAUCACCACACAGGCCGGCGUCGUGGUGGCCAAAAUUUCUCGAGAGUACAGCUUCUUCGAUCGUCAGACGUACGGUGCCGUGGUGGCGCCCGGCGUCGAUGCGGCGCUCAUCACCGCCCUUUGCGUCUGUCUCGACGAGGCGUAUCACGACGGCAAAUCCAGACGUGGCGGCGCCAGCGCUGGAUUCCUUGGCGGAGGCGCUGGAUCCUCUGGCGGAUGUUGA
This is a messenger RNA of Moesziomyces antarcticus, 687 nucleotides long. RefSeq names its product DUF567 domain protein. The transcript is spliced from 2 exons. Lineage: Eukaryota; Fungi; Basidiomycota; Ustilaginomycetes; Ustilaginales; Ustilaginaceae. The record is from RefSeq and is a predicted model, not a curated record. Bases 1 to 687 code for a protein of 228 amino acids.